Messenger RNA from Pocillopora meandrina, 3563 nucleotides. The record is from the annotation of a GenBank genome assembly. Lineage: Eukaryota; Metazoa; Cnidaria; Anthozoa; Scleractinia; Pocilloporidae.
GGACCUGCAAUUAUUGAGCCAGGGCAGCAGUUAAACCCAGACUUCCGUAGUCCUCCUGACGUUGGCGACUAUGUGCUUCCCAGAGUCAUCAUCUGGGAUCCAUUGCAGCAGCAGCAGCAUUGUUUCGAUACUGGAUUCACAUGCCCCCAUUAUGAGCACGGCCAUCUGAAUAGUAUACUUACUCCCUGUAAGUGGAAAGAUGGAAGGAGCGAGCGAGAUUUGCCACGCCAAAUUUAUUGUGUAAAUGGCCCCGUGUUGCUUGUAAGCCGUGUGUAUCGAUGCACUGAAGGACACGAAAUCGCUGGUCAUGACCCCAGAAUACUAGAGAGCAUACCAUCAGGUGAUCUUAAAUUUCAUCUCGGCCAUAAGUUAGGAUUCACUCCUGAACUUUGCUCUUUAGUGUUUGCAUUAGCUUCAAGUGGACAGCCAUUUCAUGAAAUUGAACUGUUUCUAGCGCAAAGAUACGUGGACAACUUUGCGGAAAGACAGUGUAGGUAUGCCAGACACAUCUCUACAUAUUUGGAGAAAAAUGAGUCUCAAGACAAAGACAAACUUCAAAAAUUCCCGUCUUUUGAGGUGUGGAGACCAACGCCGAGCACAGAUACAGUUCAUCAGUGCUUUCUGUAUAUCUUUAGAGAGAACAAACAAUUUUUUCGGCAAAUUAUCAGUGAGAAAACUGCUAAAUGGAUGAGUGCCGACCACACAUUCAAAGUUGCUGCAAACAUUGGAUGCAUGCUCCCAAAUGGAUCUUGGUCUACACAAUUUGAUUCCUUGUAUAUAGUUAUGAAUGAAAUUGGCCAGGUGCUCACCUACAAAUUGACAAAGGGUACUGCAAUAAGUAAGGUACAGGACAUAUUAAAUAAUUUAAAGCGUCGAUUAGAUCAACAGAAAGCAUCCUGUGACACAAUUUUUGUGGAUGACUGCUGCAAGAUUCGCAGCAAAUUACAGCAGAUUUUUCCAAAUGUGUUAGUCAAGCUUGACUUGUUUCAUGCCAUCCAAAGAGUCACCUCAAAAGUGCCCAAGAGCAAACGGCAGUACUUGUCCUCGUCUUUCAUAAAUGACUUCAAAAUGAUAUUCCGAGCUGAUGCAGACCAAGGUGAAAUUAGAGAGAUGGAUACACCAGAUGAACAAACUAUAAUGAGUAACCUUGAAUGUCUUACAGAGAGAUGGAAAGAUGUCCAUUAUGACAAUGGUGAGGCUGUUUUGAAUAGAAAUGUUUUGCAUGAAAUCGAAAAUUUGAAGGUUCAUAUUGAAAGAGGCUUUUUGUCAAGGAUUUUCCAAGGGGGUGGCUCUACAAGAAAUGAAAAUCUCCACAAAAAUUUGAAGGCUGUGAUAGCCCGAUCAAGACUAGGUUGUGAAUUGGCUGAGGCAUUAUUGGCAACCUUCUUUUACCUCUGGAAUGAGAAAAGAGGUGCAUCAGAAUUACCAUCAGGUUGUGUAAGGCCUAUCCUAUCCUACAGAGCAGCAUUAGAUGAACAAGGCUUUGAAUCCACAGCUGAAAGGUUUGGCAUAAUCCCAGAGUCUAGUGAUCCUGAGAAUGCUAGUGUUCCUAAUGUGUAUGAUCCUGAAGUCAUGCAGAGUAUUUUGUGUGAAAUGUUUGUUAACAGCAGUGCUGAGUAUCAUGACACAAGCAAUGAUGGGCUCAGUGACAGUGAGCUUUACAUCAUUUUUUGUCAGGCUGUGAACAUGUCUGUUCUUUAUAAUCAGCUGUGUUCACUAUGUACAAAUCCCAGGUUGAGUUCUAAGCUACUCCACUUAAUGCCCUGCAGCUUACUUCUGUUCAGUAACUCCACAUUCAACACAGAGAAAGUUGCUGAACACUCAGAAAGGCUAAACAAGAAUCUAUUGGGUUAUAGCCUAAAACUUGCUACAGUGGACUAUGAUUGCCCAGCAAAUAGUAUUUUUCUCAGUGUUCUUAGUCAGCUGAAAGAAAUUUUGGCAUCUUCACCCACUCUACAAAAGCACUUGGUUUUCCUUGGAAUUUCAUUGGCAGACAGUGGUGACAUAAAGAUUGUCCAAGAAUUACGGGAUCUUGUGGUGAAUGAGUUGCUUAGCAAUGCUGGAAGGUACAAGCAUGCCCUUCUGUCACCUGAAAAGCAUUUUGAUGAUGAGGUAAACAAAUUCAGGGAAUGUGAUUACUUUUCAAGUAAGUGAAGACAUUAAUUUGGCAUGUUAUUACAGUAAAGUUGGGUACAUUGAAAAGGUUUCAUGAAGUAAUACCAAAUCCCUUUAAGGUUUUGGUAUUAUAUUGACAUCUCUUUUUGUGUACUUCCAAAAAAUCUCCAAGGCAUUGGAAAUUCCUUGAGUUGGAGGGGAAAUAUAGAAAAUGUUUAAAGUGAAAUUUGUAUUUCUAAAUGGGCGGAGUGUUAGAAAAACUUGCUUCUGUUGGGGAGGCAUGCAUCCUCUUAAAAUUCUUCUUUCCUUUUUUGAUAUAUUUGUAAAAGUGGAAUAAAAAAAAGAAAAAGGGAAAUUUUCUCCUACAGAUUUUCAGUAUAGUGAAUAUUUUGCCUGUUUGGGUUUCUCAAUAAUAAAAAAUUUAUAUUUGGAAUGAAAAGUUACAUACGGAAGAAUAACAUAAGAGUAAAAUACCCGUUUAAAAAAAACAAAACAAAACAAAUAGCAGCAAAGUGGUGUUAAUUAUAGAGUAUUCUAUUUCUGGAAUUUAAACUUGCACCUUUUGUUUAAUCCAUAAGGAUUGAUUUUGCAUAGUUAAGCACACCAAAAAGCCUCUCUGAGACUUUCAUUUUUUUUCAGAUGAGUUGGGGAAUGUCAUGGGAAUUGCACUAUCCCAGAUUCUGAGACUGAACAUAGUCAUCUUUACAUCACUGGACCACAUGCCUGUAGUACCAGUUUCCCCAUUGUUGCCUUGCACAGCUACCAAGGCAAUUUUUCUGGGAUACAGUAUUGGUCAACCAGAAUUAUAUCACAAUGUGGUAUCUUUGGAGAACGUGAAUGAAGCUAUCCCACCCCAUGUUAGUUCCACAAGUACAUGUAGCAAUAAUUCUCCAAAGGAACAGGUGCCUGAGCACUGCUCAUGCGGUCGUGGUUCUGCCAAGAAGGAUGGAAGAAAAUUCUGCUGUCAAGUACCAAAUGGUAACAAGAGCCGGUGUAAAUGCUACUCUAAAAUAGCUGGUUGCUCCCAUCGAUGUAAAUGUGUCGGUUGUGGAAAUCCUUAUGGCAGCUCCCAGGCUGCCAAGCAGGCAUACACACUUGUAACAACUUCAAGGUACCGACCCAAGCAAAAGCUACAAGAGGCCAAAGAGAGCAUCUCCAGUCUUGAUUAUCUGACAAGUCAAGGUUUAACUCCAGUAUCUGGAUGGUCUGAGAUUGAAAGUCUUACAUUAGACUGUCUUGUGAACUAUGCAUCUUUGAAGGGUCUAAGCAUUGAACCUUCAAGAGUGUAUGAAUACUACUCCAAACUUCAUGACAUUUCAAAAAAUCUUGGAAGUCCCUUGCAACCAAAGAAAGCCAAACAAAUAGAUGGGAAACUCCAAAGCAUCAAGAAAGUGGCUAAAGGCUUUGAAGCGCUUUACAAAAAGCAGGUUGAACUGAACUGGUUCUGA